Molecule: messenger RNA, 1671 nt
Organism: Zasmidium cellare ATCC 36951
Lineage: Eukaryota; Fungi; Ascomycota; Dothideomycetes; Mycosphaerellales; Mycosphaerellaceae
Exons: 1
Coding region: 1-1671 (556 amino acids)
Biological process (GO): UDP-N-acetylglucosamine biosynthetic process; carbohydrate metabolic process
Molecular function (GO): phosphoacetylglucosamine mutase activity
Source: RefSeq, a predicted model, not a curated record
AUGGCACCAGGCGCCUUCGACCCCAAGGGCAAGCUGGAGACGGCCAUCGCCGAGAGCGUCGUCAAUUUCCCCCGCCCUGCUGAAGUCGACAAGUUCACCUAUGGCACGGCGGGCUUCCGCACCAAGGGCGACUGGCUCGACCAUGUCAUGUUCGGCAUGGGCCUUCUCGCCGGCCUCCGCUCGCGAAAGCUCAAGGGCCAGACCAUCGGCGUCAUGAUCACCGCGUCGCACAACAAGGCCGAGGACAAUGGCGUCAAGCUGGUCGAUCCCAUGGGUGAGAUGCUGGAGCAAGAUUGGGAGUCGUGGGCCACGACCAUAGUCAAUGGCCAGAACCCGGAAGAGACAGUCAAGGCGUAUGGGGAGGUCAUUCAGAAAUACAACAUCGACCAGGACAAGCCCGCCAAUGUCAUCUACGCCCGCGACACUCGUCCAUCUGGGGCUCGCCUUGUCAAAGCUCUCGAGGCCGGCUUGAAGGCGACCAAUGUCACCUACAAGGACUUUGGUAUCCUGACCACCCCUCAGCUGCACUACCUUGUCCGUGCAACCAACACCCAAAACGACAAGAACCCGUAUGGCGAAGUCUCGGAGGCCGGAUACUACAAGAAAAUUGGUGCUGCCUUCAGAACCGCCAUGAAGAAUGUCAAGGCCACCAGCCCCGUCACGGUGGAUUGUGCUAACGGUGUUGGUGCGCCCAAGCUGAAGGAGAUGAUCAAGUACUUGCCAACCGAGGAGGAAUGCGGCCUCAAGAUCAACGUGGUCAACGACCGAGUCGAGCAGGCCGAGGUGCUCAACAAAGACUGCGGUGCCGACUAUGUCAAGACCCAGCAGAAGGUACCCCAGGGGUUCGAUGGCAAGGCUUACGACCGCUGGUGCUCCUUCGACGGUGACGCCGACCGCAUCGUGUACUACUUCAACGAGGAAGGUCCGGUCUUCAGACUGUUGGACGGCGACCGCAUUGCCACUCUGGCCGCCUCUUUCCUCGGAGAUCUUGUUGCAAAGUGCGAUUUCUCCGAGAACCUCAAGCUGGGUGUCGUUCAGACUGCCUACGCCAACGGCGCCAGCUCCAAAUACGUUACGGAGCGCCUUCAGCUCCAGUCGGAGUUCACCCCAACCGGCGUCAAGCACUUGCAUCAUGCCGCCGCCCGCUACGACAUUGGUGUUUACUUCGAAGCUAAUGGCCAUGGCACAGUCCUGUUCUCUAACAAAGCACUCAACACUAUUUGGAGUAAAGAGCCAGAAUCGCCUGCCCAGCUCGAGAACCUCGAAGUCCUCCGCGCCGCCACCGAACUAAUCAACCAAACUGUGGGGGAUGCGAUUUCUGACUUUCUUCUAGUGGAGGCCAUCUUGGCACACAAGGAGUACACCGUUCAGGAGUGGAUCACGACUUACACCGACAAGCCCAACAAGCUCGCCAAGCAAGUCGUCAAGCGUCGCGACGAGUACAAGACAGUCCCAGGCACUGCUGAGCAAAAGCUCGAGUCACCGAAAGGCCUCCAGGAGCAGAUCGACACCGAAGUCGCCAAGUAUAGGGAGGGUCGCUGCUUCGUUCGAGCUUCUGGUACUGAGGAUGCCGUACGAAUCUACGGCGAGGCGCUUUCAUCAUACGACGUCGAUCACAUGGUCCAGACUGUGGCCGAUCUCAUUAACAUGAGGAGCGGCAGCAGCGGCUAG